Molecule: messenger RNA, 896 nt
Organism: Bufo bufo (common toad)
Lineage: Eukaryota; Metazoa; Chordata; Amphibia; Anura; Bufonidae
Product: tetraspanin-8-like
Exons: 9
Coding region: 143-646 (167 amino acids)
Cellular component (GO): membrane
Source: RefSeq, a predicted model, not a curated record
GUAUGAAGUACAGUAUGUUCCUAUUUAACUUCAUAUUCUGGGUCUGCGGUUGUGUUAUUUUGGGAGUCUCCAUAUGGCUUCGAGUCAGUGCAGAAAAUAAGCAGAAACUGAGAUAAGUUAUGUGUUCUCUGCAGUCGAUGUUAUGAUAGCAGCGGGAGCCAUAAUUAUGGUGCUUGGAUUUCUGGGAUGCUGCGGAGCCGUAAAGGAGUGUCCUUGUCUCCUUCUUCUGUUCUUCAUUGGGUUGCUUUUGAUCCUGGCAUUGCAGGUAACCGCAGGGAUUCUAGCGGCACUAGAUAAGCCGCAGUCGGAAGAAAAAGUGAAAGAAAUGUUGCAGAAGGUUAUUCCAUUAAAUACGAAACCUGACCUCGUCCAGCAUAUGGUAGAAAUGAUCCAAAAAGAGAACAAGUGCUGCGGAAUUGUUAGUGGCGCCAGUGACUGGGGAAACCGACCGCCAGAAUCCUGUUCCUGCUCUUCACCAUCUAAAUGUGGUAAUGGUUACUAUGAGCAGACGUGCACUUCAUUAUUUAUCGAAGACUUCACAAAGCCUCAUUUAAUCAUAAUCGGGAUUGCGUUUGGGCUCCUGGUGGUCGAGCUCUGUGGCCUCAGUCUUUCCAUGACCUUGUAUUGUCAGAUAAAGAAGAAAUGAGGAGACCUGGAUUAUCUCAGGCUGGGGCUCGAAGUACAAGAACCUGUGGAUUUUGGAUAUACAUUAACAUCCUGUUCUGCUAUUUUGCUGCGAUCUAUCGACUGGUGCGAGGCUCCGGAUACAAUCCAUUCACUUGGGUUUACGGCUGCAGAGGGUAUUUUCAUUUUCUAUCUAAUGUUUCUGUUUAAUAAUGUAACCAAUGAAUAAAUGGAAAAUAAGGAUUCUUCCCGAUGACUGUGACGUCAGGCUG